AUGGGAGAUGUAGAAACUGGGCUAAAAUGGACCUGGAGAGUAGUGGGAAUUAAAGUUGAAAGAAGGCCAGGCCUGUUGGCUGUUGGGGAAUUAAAACAGCCCCUACAGCACUUCGCUCGUAGAGCCGAAAAAAUCCCAAUCAGAAAUCAACAAUCCCAGCCCAGGCAGAGCAGAAUCUGUACAAGCAAGAUGGAAGAUACCGAAAUGUUGGAACAGCAGCUGCCUGAGGCUUCCCAAGUUAACCUUGUUGAUACUGCUGUCCAAGAGCAACAGUCCUCACCCCCCACUAAGGAUCAAAAUGCCAAUGAAACAAUUGCUGAUACAACUUCAACCUUGCCCACUGAUGUUAACAUGACUGAUAAUCCUCCUAUGCCCGUUAAACCUGAUAACAUAUCUUCCAAUGGUGCUAAUACCGAUCCUUCUGAUGCUCCUCCUGCUGAACCACUGGAGCAGAAAGUCAAUGGAGAUGCUACUCCCCUUCGCUCUCUUGCGCCUGAAUCUGGACCCGAGAAGGUGGAGAAAUCAAAGAGUUGGUUGCUUGAUCCUGAGAUGGGGGAGGCUGAUGAAGCUGGAACACCAGAGGAGCGAGCAGCAUUCAUGAAGGAGCUGGAAAGUUUCUAUAAGGAUAGGUCAUUGGAAUUCAAGCCCCCUAAAUUUUAUGGAGAACCGCUAAACUGCCUUAAGUUGUGGAGAGCAGUUAUUAAAUUGGGUGGCUACGAAGUGGUUACUGCAUCAAAGUUAUGGCGGCAAGUGGGAGAGUCUUUCCACCCCCCAAAGACCUGCACAACUGUCUCUUGGACAUUCCGCAUAUUUUACGAGAAGGCACUGUUAGAAUAUGAAAAGUAUAAGAGAGAGAAUGGUGAGAUUCAACUUCCUGCUUCUUCACUCCCUCAUGCAAGUGGUGAAAAGGAGUCAAGUGGUUUCCUAGCCUUGGGGUCAGGUAGGGCACGCAGGGAUGCUGCAGCUCGUGCCAUGCAGGGUUGGCAUGCUCAACGUUCUGUUGGAUAUGGUGAGAUUACCGAGCCCAUUGUGAAGGAGAAAAUCAUGGGUUCUGCUCCGAAACGUGAAAGACAUCUCAAAAGUAUUGGUUUGCAGAAGCAGAAGAUGCCAAUAAGCGCAGAGCUUGAUAAAUCUGCACAUGAUAAGCAACUGAUCACUGAAAUUGUUGAUGUUGGAACCCCUGCUGAUUGGGUGAAGAUCAAUGUCCGUGAAACUCAGGAUUGCUUUGAGGUAUAUGCUCUGGUCCCUGGGCUUCUGCGUGAGGAGGUACGAGUUCAAUCAGAUCCUGCUGGACGUGUGGUUAUCACUGGCCAACCAGAGCAAGUUGACAAUCCUUGGGGUAUCACGCCCUUUAAGAAGGUAGUGAACUUACCAUCGAGAAUUGAUCCGCUUCUGACAACUGCUGUUGUGAGCUUGCAUGGUCGACUCUUUGUUCGUGUCCCUUUUGAGCAGGGAUCAGCAGCUUGAACCUCAUCGUGUUGUUUAGUUUAGAUUGGUUGGCCACAGUCAUUGUAGGAUUAAUGUAAUUAGGAGUAAACUCUGGUAUUGUUGGAUUAGUUGUAAUUUUCCUUGUGCUUGAUUUUAUUCAACGCUGAACUAGUUGAAAAGCCCUUUGUGAAGGGAAAAAGGGAAGUUAAAAAUCUCCUCAAAAUCAAUUGAUAAAAGGAGAGCGGAGAUUUGGUAAAUUAAUGCAAGUUAAAGACUUGUGCAAACAAUAGUUUAGUUUGGUCAAUUUAUGAUUUUGGUCCCUUUACUAAUUCAAA
Gossypium raimondii (Peruvian cotton) is the source of this 1763-nucleotide messenger RNA. RefSeq names its product AT-rich interactive domain-containing protein 5. Gene Ontology annotation, molecular function: DNA binding. Bases 1 to 1467 code for a protein of 488 amino acids. The transcript is spliced from 15 exons. NCBI's taxonomy places the organism in Eukaryota, Viridiplantae, Streptophyta, Magnoliopsida, Malvales, Malvaceae. Gene Ontology annotation, cellular component: nucleus. Gene Ontology annotation, biological process: regulation of transcription by RNA polymerase II. The record is from RefSeq and is a predicted model, not a curated record.